Molecule: messenger RNA, 636 nt
Organism: Trichoderma breve
Lineage: Eukaryota; Fungi; Ascomycota; Sordariomycetes; Hypocreales; Hypocreaceae
Exons: 1
Coding region: 1-636 (211 amino acids)
Source: RefSeq, a predicted model, not a curated record
AUGCCCGAGUUCUCCAAGCUGGGCGAUGAACUUGACAAGGAGCUCAUUGUCGUGAGCUGUCUCCUCCACGAUCUCGCCUGGUCCAAGAACAAGGAGAUUGUGACCAACACCAGGCGUUUCGAGGUCGACGGUGCCAACCUCGCUCGCGACUUCAUCGACUCAUACCCCGAGAAGGAGAGCACCUGGGACAGGAAGGGUCGCCGCAUGCAGCUGGCCUGGGACUCCAUCGCCCUGCACACGAUGGAAGUCUUUGCGCCCUGGAAGGAGCCCGAGGUUGCUCUAGUCCACUACGGCAUUCACGGUGACCUUCUUGGACCGAGCCUGCACCUCCUCGGCCUUCCGGAGGACCUGCCAAACCUGAAGGGUGUCAUGACCGAUGAAGAGUUCAAGGAAAUCUGCAACGCGUUCCCUCGUAACGGCUUUGCCGACGAAUUCAAGGAGAUCUUCUGCGGCUUGUGCAGAGACAGGGGCCGCUACACCUUCGACAGCACCGUUGUGCACUACGGACUGGAAUGGGGCUUUGAUGGCAAGGGUACUGGAAAGGAGGAGUUCAACAAGUUUGUGGAGGAUACUCAGCGCGCCAAGAAUCUGUACAAGAUGAUGAGCUCCAUUGAUAAGCUCGCUGACGAAAAAUAA